UGCUACUCUCAGCAGUGCUCUCUGUCACUUCCCCCUCCUGAGAAGCCAUGGUUUCUGCAGGGAUAGCUGGGGCCGGCUGCACUGGGGCUCUGAUAGUGAUAAUAGCACUGCGAGUCAACAAAGCUCAUUGCACUGAACCUCCAGAGCACUUCCUGCUGCAGGAGAAUCACGAGUGUCACUAUGUGAAUGGCACACAGCAGGCGAGGUACGUGGAGCGGGUGAUCUGGGGCCAGCAGGAGAUCUGCUACUAUGACAGCGACGUGGGUUACUACGUGGCCCGCACAGAGGAGGGUCGACGGAUUGCUGAGUAUCGCAACAGGCUGGAGUACUUGAGCUUCUUGUGGGCUUCGGUGGAGAAGUUCUGCAGCUACAGCUACAGGAGGUUUAAGAGCGUUGCAAUGGACAGGAAAGUGAAGCCCAAAAUAAAAAUUUACCCCAUGAAAACGGAGUCUUCACACCCCCACAACCUGCUGGUUUGCUCCGUGACAAGGUUUUACCCCUCCGAUAUUAGGGUCAAGUGGCUCAAAAAUGGGCAGGAGCAUACAGGCAACGUUGUGUCCAGUGAGCUGCUCCCAAAUGGCGACUGGACCUUCCAAAUGCAUGUGAAGCUGGAAAUGGUCCCUCGGAGGGGAGAUGUCUAUGCCUGCCAAGUGGACCAUAUUAGCCUUCAAACUCCCAUGACCUUGCAGUGGGAAGUACAGACUUACUCUGCCAAGAGCAAAAUGAUUGCUGGAAUUGUCAGCCUGGUACUGGGGUUGAUGCUCAUUGUGGUGGGACUUGUCCUCUACCUGAAGAAUGGGGAAGGUUGCUCGUGGCCAGCUGCUGCACAAUCAUGGGAUGCUGAUAUGCAAAGUGGCAUCUCGACAACCCACCUGCUUGAAGACUGCAGCUAAGACUUCAUGGCUUGAUGGUCCUCCAAAGCACAUGACACUCAGUAUUAACAUGAGCUGCCGGGCAUUUCCCAACAGUGUCUCUUCUCUCCGUGCUCUUGUAAAGGUUGAUACGGUGCUAACUCCAGCUGGGGGAAUGGCCAUCCCUGCAAAACCCUCAGCAGUUGAAUUUCUCUUGUCUUGCACCCCCCCCCCACCCCAGCACUAACGCAACCAAUGCAUCCAAAAGAACCAUUAGAGGAACUGUGAAUUAAAGGGAAAGGAACAAACUGUUUACAGACCUGGGGUUAUCCCAGGAGCUGAUUUCAUGCACUCAUGGGGCAGAGCAGACUGGAUCCUGCUCAUGAAGAUGAGUAUGGACAGCCAGGCACUCCCAACAAGUCAUUCACUUGGCCAGGAAAGAGAGCAAUAAAUACAUGUUUAAAGGAAGGGAAUACAUAUUUUGUACUUGGAGUGAUUUAUUUACGUUCCAGAAAAAAACUGAAUAACCAAGUUAAUUAAAUAUACUCAUUAACUUGGGGUUUAAUCUCAGCUCUUUGGUAAGUUUCUGUGCUGUUGAAGCAGAUUUGCAAUUCUGUAUAUCACGACACCCAGACACUUUGGCUAAUUGGGAUGUGGCUGCCCAGCUCAUGUAAUGUGUGAAAGCCAGGUAGCAAGGCAAAUGAAAGGGGCAAAGCUGGCCUUGUGUGCCAAACAACCCAUGAGAGUAAUAACACAGAGAGAAUGUGGUUUCCCUUUUGCUGUGCUGGUUGGGUUGUUCUCACUGCUGCAGCUGUUUCCAGUUCUGGCAAUGCUUUCAGGAUCGGUAGGGGAAGGAGGCAGCUUAUCUGUUUCCUCUCUUGUUUAUAACUAGUGUGACGGGCUCACUGCUUUUGCAUGGCCAGCCCGGCUUAGAGAAGGACACUUUGGAUUGGUGGAACAUUGGUGGAGGCGCUCCCGGGCAAGGGACCCUCAGGGAGUGGGCCUAGGGGGAGAAGACCCUAUCCCAUUUGAGGGACCAAGUGGUUGGAACCCAGAUAGGGUGAAUCUAAUAUCUGGUAUAGUUAUGUUUCCUAUUCGGUAUCUAUUGUUAUUGGUGGUGUUAUAAAUAGUUGGAUGUAUUAAUUCUGUAUAGUGGGCUCUGUAAGGAUGUCUUUAUUAGCUAACCCACUUGUGCUAUAAACUUGCUGGAUUGACUCUCCUGGGAUCCACCCCUCAUCUGGGCCUUAGGCAUGGGUACUUACGCAAAUGCCCUCCCUAGGGCUGACUUCUUCCAGCUAACAGACCUUUAUAUGUAUAUUUGUAUCUAU
Alligator sinensis (Chinese alligator) is the source of this 2179-nucleotide messenger RNA. Its product is annotated as rano class II histocompatibility antigen, A beta chain-like. Gene Ontology annotation, biological process: antigen processing and presentation of exogenous peptide antigen via MHC class II; immune response; peptide antigen assembly with MHC class II protein complex. Gene Ontology annotation, molecular function: MHC class II protein complex binding. The coding region runs from base 48 to 893 and encodes 281 amino acids. Gene Ontology annotation, cellular component: membrane; MHC class II protein complex. NCBI's taxonomy places the organism in Eukaryota, Metazoa, Chordata, Crocodylia, Alligatoridae. The transcript has 5 exons. The record is from RefSeq and is a predicted model, not a curated record.